Messenger RNA from Ziziphus jujuba (common jujube), 2061 nucleotides. RefSeq lists its product as uncharacterized. Lineage: Eukaryota; Viridiplantae; Streptophyta; Magnoliopsida; Rosales; Rhamnaceae. Gene Ontology annotation, molecular function: nucleic acid binding. The transcript is spliced from 6 exons. The record is from RefSeq and is a predicted model, not a curated record. Gene Ontology annotation, biological process: DNA integration. Bases 1 to 2061 code for a protein of 686 amino acids.
AUGUGUGUAGCUACCCCUUCUGGGGAGAUAUUGUGUGCUAGUCAAGUUUUGAAGUCUUGCAUUGUUAGUAUUGACGGUAGAGAUCUAGUUGCGAAUUUGAUAAUCUUGGAUAUGCAAGACUUUGAUGUAAUUUUAGGCAUGGACUGGCUGGCAACUUAUCAUGCUAGUGUGAAAUGUUUUGAGAAGGAGGUUGUGUUUCAAUCUGAAGUCGAAGAUGAGUUUAAAUUUGUAGGUGUUAAACUAUAUCCUUUCCCUCAAGUAAUUUCAGCUUUGCAAGCACGAAGAUGUUUGAGGAAAGGUUGUGGAGGUUUUUUGGCUAGUGUUGUGGAUACUUCAAAGGAAAACUUGACAAUAUCUGAUGUACAAAUCGUCAAUGAGUUUGAUGAUGUUUUUCUAGAUGAAAUGCUUGGAAUUCCACCUGAACGAGAGGUAGAGUUUAAGAGUGAUCUAGCACCAGAUACAAGACCAAUAUCUAAAGCACCUUAUCAAAUGGCACCUUCAGAGCUUAAGGAGUUAAAGGAGCAAUUGCAGGAUUUAUUGGACAAAUGGUUCAUUAGACCAAGUGUUUCGCCUUGGGGAGCUCCAGUGUUAUUCAUUAAGAAGAAAUAUGGGACUAUGAGGUUAUUCAUUGAUUAUCGGGAGCUCAACAAGGAAGACAUUCCAAAGUCAGCCUUUAGAAUAAGAUAUGGUCACUCAUCCAAAGAAGGAAUUUUUGUUGAUCUUAGUAAAGUAGAAGUAGUGAUGAAUUGGCCUCGACCGACUUCAGUAGGUGAAGUAAGGAGUUUUCUAGGAUUGGCUGGUGACUAUCGUCAUUUGGUGCAAGAUUUUUCUAAGAUCGCUUCACCGUUGACUCAAUUAACAAUGAAGAAUGUUAAGUAUCAGUGGACGGAUGAAUGUGAAAAGAGUUUCGAAAAGCUCAAACAAUAUUUGGUCACUGCUCCAGUUUUGACCAUUCCAACAGGUUCUGGUGGAUUUGUGAUAUAUAGUGAUGCUUCUUAUAAGGGUCUAGGACAUGUGUUGAUGCAGAAUGGGAAAGUCAUUGCUUAUGCUUCAAGACAAUUGAAGGAUUAUGAGAAAAAUUAUCCUACCCAUGAUUUGGAAUUAACAGUGAAGAAGUUGAAUAUGAGACAAAGGCAUUGGUUGGAGUUGAUGAAGGACUACGAUUGUGUGAUUAAUUAUCACCCUGGUAAGGCUAAUGUGGUGGCUAAUGCUUUGAGUAGGAAGUCUAUUGGUUUUACCGCAGUUUUGUUAACUACACAAAAGCAGAUUUUAAAGGAUAUGGAGGAUUUAGAAAUUGUGGUUGUGAAGAAUGGAGAUCAUGCAUUUGUAACUGCUUUAUCUGUUAAGGCUGAGCAUCAAAGACCAUCUGGUUUGCUAAAACCUUUAAUGGUACCUGAAUGGAAGUGGGAGAAAAUUUCAAUGGAUUUUGUUGUUGGGUCGCCGAAGACACUGAAGGGUUGUAAUGCUCUAUGGGUCAUUGUGGAUUGUUUGACCACAUUUGCGCAUUUUCUGCCUAUACGUACCAUGUUCACUAUGGAUCACUAUGCUCAGUUGUAUGUUAAUGAGAUCAUGAGGUUGCAUGGAGUCCCUUUAUCGAUUAUUUCUUAUUGUGAUCCGAGGUUUACUUCAAAUUUCUGGAAUAGUUUACAUAAAGCUAUGGGUACGAAGUUUAAUUUUAGUACUGCAUUUCACCCUCAGACAGAUGGACAGUUAGAGAGGACCAUACGAACCUUGGAAGACAUGCUUCAUAGUUGUGAUUUAGCUUAUAGGCUUGCUUUACCAUUGGCAUUAUCUGGAGUGCAUAAUGUUUUCCAUGUAUCCAUGCUCCACAAAUACGUUCAUGAUCCUUCACUUGUGGUUAGUUUUGAGCAUCUUCAACUCAAUAGAGAUCUUACAUAUGAAGAGUUACCACUCCGAAUCGUAGACCAAAAGGAAAAAGAACAACGCACUAAGAAGACUUCUUUGGUAAAAGUUCUAUGGAGAAAUCAUACAGUAGAAGAAGCCACUUGGGAACGUGAAGACGAGAUUCACGAGAAGUAUCCCCAUUUAUUUGAUAUUUAA